GAGUGAUCCGGAUCUCAGAGGGGCGGUCGGGGUUGCACUGCGGUAAUAUGGCUCUUCCUUGAGCCCGCGGCGGGUUGGCCGGAGGUGGGGUGGCGCCUCUCUUGGCUGCGGAGGCUCGGCAGGUCCUGGCUAGGAGGUGGUGACGGAUGCUGGAGGAGCACCUUUCUGGCCGCUUGGCGGCCCCGGGCUCCCGAUGAGCAGCUCGGCGUCGCUCGGGGGCCCGGUGCCCCCUCUGCCCCCGGGCCCUGCCACCGCUCUGCCGCCGGGUUCCGCGGCGCGGGCCCUGCAUGUGGAGCUACCAUCGCAGCAGCGGCGUCUUCGACAUCUUCGGAAUAUUGCUGCCCGGAACAUCGUGAACAGAAAUGGCCAUAACCUUCUCAACACCUACUUCACACUCCACUUGUGCAAUACUGAGAAGAUUUCUAAAGAAUUUUAUAGAAGUGAAGUGAUUAAGAAUUCCUUGAACCCAACAUGGCGGAGUCUAGAUUUUGGAAUAAUGCCAGACCAUCUUGACACAUCAGUGUCUUGUUUUGUGGUGAAGAUCUGGGGUGGAAAGGAUGACACCUAUCAGCUGCUGAUUGAGUGGAAAGUCUGUUUGGAUGGACUGAAAUACUUGGGUCAGCAGAUUCAUGCGCGCAACCAAAAUGAAAUAAUUUUUGGACUGAAUGAUGGCUACUAUGGUGCUCCACUUGAACAUAAGGGUUAUUCAAAUGCUCAGAAGAAUAUUCUUCAGGUGGAUCAAAAUUGUGUUCGCAAUUCUUAUGAUGUCUUCUCUUUGCUGCGGCUUCAUAGAGCCCAGUGUGCAAUUAAACAGACUCAGGUAACCGUUCAGAAAAUAGGAAAGGAAAUUGAAGAAAAACUAAGACUCACAUCUACAAGCAAUGGUCUGAAAAAAGAAAGUGAGUGCCUGCAAUUAAAAAUUUUGGUGCUUCAAAAUGAACUGGAAAGGCAGAAGAAAGCUUUGGGACGGGAGGUGACAUUACUGCAUAAGCAGCAAGUUACACUGCAGGACAAAGGCAGUGUGUUUUCCACUGAACAUCUCAAACUCCAGCAUCAGAAAGAAUCCUUGAAUGAGCUGAGGAGGGAGUGUACUGCCAAAAGAGAACUCUUUCUGAAGACCAAUGCUCAGUUGACAAUUCGUUGUAGGCAGUUACUCUCUGAGCUUUCCUACAUAUACCCUAUUGUUUUGAAUGAGCAUAAGGAUUAUUUUGUAUGUGGUGUCAAGUUGCCGAAUUCUGAAGAUUUCCAAGCAAAAGAUGACGGAAGCAUUGCAGUUGCUCUUGGUUACACUGCUCAUUUGGUCUCCAUGAUCUCCUUUUUCCUGCAAGUGCCCCUCCGGUAUCCUAUAAUUCAUAAAGGAUCAAGAUCAACCAUCAAAGACAAUAUCAAUGACAAACUGACUGAAAAGGAAAGAGAGUUCCCACUAUACCCAAGAGGAGGUGAGAAGCUGCAAUUUGAUUAUGGUGUUUAUCUUCUGAACAAAAAUAUUGCCCAGCUAAGAUAUCAGCAUGGACUAGGGACUCCAGACUUAAGGCAAACCCUUCCAAACCUGAAAAGCUUCAUGGAGCAUGGACUGAUGAUCAGGUGCGACAGACAUCACACCUCCAGUGCAAUCCCUGUUCCCAAGAGACAAAGCACCGUAUUUGGGGGCACAGAUCUGGGCUUCUCUGGGGGGAUCCCGUCACCAGACAAAGGACACCGAAAACGGGCCAGCUCAGAUAAUGAGAGACUACAGUACAAAUCUCCUCCUCCUAGUUACAGCUCAGCCUCAACCCAGCCCAUGCCCACCAUCCCCAAUACAGGCGAGUCUGAGAGGAAGGCGACAUCUCUGUCUUCCUCCCUAGAUACGUGCUUGGACUUCUCCAAAGAAAACAAAAACAAGGGAAUCAAUUUGGGCGAAAGCUUAAAUGGAGGUCCAGUGAGUGUGCACACUAGCCAAGACCAGGGAGAAACCCUCUCGGGGCAUCCAGCUACAGUCAAUGGCUCCCUCCUUCCCAGUGAGCAGGCUAGCUCUUCAGGUGUCCAGCUUCCAGCUGAGUUCCAUCAUGCCUCCAACACUGAGCUCUGCUGUGCCGUGGAGCAAGCUGAAGAAAUCAUCGGGAUGGAAGCCACAGGUUUCACCUCAGGUGAUCAGCUAGAAGCCUUCAGCUGCAUCCCAGUGGAUAGUGCUGUGGCAGUGGAGUGUGAUGAACAAGUCCUGGGGGAAUUUGAAGAGUUCUCCCGAAGAAUCUAUGCACUGAAUGAAAAUGUAUCCAGCUUCCGCCGGCCACGCAGGAGUUCUGACAAGUGAAGAGAGCAGACGGACCAGAACAAAAUGAAGAUGAAGCUGCACUGGUUACCCUUUGUAACAGUUAUGACCCAAAGUGAAUAUUAGUGGAGGAUAUUCCUCAUGAAGACAGACUCAAGAAAGGACUCAGGAUCCUUGUGUAGCUAUGGGCCAGACCAAGUUAGAUUUUGCUUGUAAGAUUUGUAUUUUAGGCCUGAUGAUUGUGUUAAGGCAAGGUUGUUCUAGCUUGAGCCACCUCAUAGGUAUCUGUCUGCUCUUUUAAUUUACAUUUCUAUGUAAUCCUAAGAGGGAAGAUGAUAAUAUAUAAAUAAUAUAAAGAACUCACCUUCCAUUUCUUGUAGGCAUUUCCCUCUCACCACAGUUUAUAAAACUUGGGGGGAAAUUCACUAUCUAGGAAAAGGUUCCAUUUGGUUGAUGAAGAAGAAGCACAAUGGUUUCCUCAUGCCCGGCCCAUCUGUUCCUGUUUCCAGAAUCCAGUGGCCUGAUAGGUGCCACAACUGGCCCAUUCAUAUCAGGCAGUUUCCACACCUAGAAAGCUGAAGGAGUGAGAGGCUCUUUAGUGCAGGAGGCAAGACCUUCCCCCUCCUCUAGUCAGCAAUACCCUUCAGGGAAACUUCACAUGAGAUUAAAAAAAAAAAAAAAACCCUCAGGUGUGUCUCCCAGGGGGUUGUCAGAGACAAUUAUAGUCAGAUACAAUUAUUAUAGUCAAAUGGCAUCCAAUCCUGUUUAGGAGGUCACCAUUUUUAUGGAGCAUAUGCUGCAAUCAAGCUAGACAUCAGGCUUUCUGGCAACACAUUCACUAGACAAAAAGAAAAAAACAACAUAUAUAAUACCCAUGUUAAUUUAUUAAAUUUUAGUUGGAAAGAAAGGCAUUGACUAUGAUGAAAAGUGGAGUCAGGCUGUGUCCAAUACACAAACUGCAAGUCAGUUGAGAUAGUUGGAUUAAAAAGCAAAGAAUAUUACUGGUGUGUGUGCAAUUGCAUAAAUAUUAAAUUAUGUUUUGUCAUCCAGUUGUCAUUCCUGGAACUCAGAUUUUAUUUGCUGUUGCUUUAUACGUUAUUUACCCAAGGAUAUCACCUCAGGGUUGCAAGCUCUUUAAGGAAAUUUAUCCAUAUAUCCAUGUAUUAUAUAGAAAAAAUAAAAACUGAAUUUAC
Molecule: messenger RNA, 3441 nt
Organism: Erinaceus europaeus (western European hedgehog)
Lineage: Eukaryota; Metazoa; Chordata; Mammalia; Eulipotyphla; Erinaceidae
Gene: UVRAG
Product: UV radiation resistance associated
Exons: 15
Coding region: 194-2290 (698 amino acids)
Biological process (GO): SNARE complex assembly
Cellular component (GO): endosome; lytic vacuole
Molecular function (GO): SNARE binding
Source: RefSeq, a predicted model, not a curated record